Molecule: messenger RNA, 4075 nt
Organism: Monopterus albus (swamp eel)
Lineage: Eukaryota; Metazoa; Chordata; Actinopteri; Synbranchiformes; Synbranchidae
Gene: elapor2a
Product: endosome-lysosome associated apoptosis and autophagy regulator family member 2a
Exons: 22
Coding region: 457-3459 (1000 amino acids)
Biological process (GO): positive regulation of BMP signaling pathway
Cellular component (GO): membrane
Source: RefSeq, a predicted model, not a curated record
CAGAUGCAGCCAGAAAAACACCAGGCGUGCUACUAUGUUACCUUCAAUUUAAAGCGACGGAAAGGUCAAUCUUUAAGAAAGUGGGGGCGGUAUUACACAGAAUAGUGCAGGUGUGCACGUUAAGAAGUUUACAUCCCAAUUAAUGAAAAAAAAAAAAACUGGUGUGAAAAACAACCUGGUUACUGAGCUUACUCUAAUUCAUGCGUCACGAGUUUUACUUUGAAAUUUUUAACCGGAAUAAUUCAUAUGUUCUGCACAGCUUGAGUCUGACGAGGCACCUCUGAAGCGCACAGUCUGUGGAUAAUCACAGGUGUAAGGCUUAAGGUUCCUCGAUAAGGGGAGAUAUAGAAGCGGCCGUCGAUUUGUAUCUGAGCCAUCUUUAAUCUGCUCAAAGUUUAUGCUGCAACCAUCUCUCCUGGAUUCUGUUUGCUUUUUUCCCCUUCUGAAACAUCUACAAUGCGGUCCUCCGUUGGGUUCGUCUCCAGUUGCGCUCUCAUCCUCUGCGCUCUCCGAUUGAUUGAUGGUGUUAAAGGACAGCGGCAGUGUGGCGAGACAGACUACUACUAUGAGUACACAGAGUGUGACAGUACAGGAUCUCGGUGGAGAGUGGCCAUCCCUCAAAACCCCGGGGCCUGCACUGGACUACCAGAGCCAGUACGUGGCACAGAGUGCACCUUCUCUUGCAAGGCUGGCGAGUUCCUGGAGAUGUCUGCUCAGGAGUGUACCCAGUGCGCAGCAGGAAGCUACUCCCUGGGCAGCGGCAUCCGCUUCGAUCAAUGGGAUUCCAUGCCUCCUGGAUUCAGUAGCCUGGCAACUUCCCUCGAAAACACUCGCUACGAAGAAAAGGGACUCUCCUGUAACAGUUCUUCCUGGGUACCUCAAGGAAACUAUCUGGAGUCCAACAGGGAUGAAUGCACCGUCUCUCUCAUCUAUGCUGUCCAUUUGAAGAAACAGGGCUCUGUGAGCUUUGAGUAUCAGUAUCCAGACAACAAUCUACUGUUUGAGUUCUUUAUUCAGAAUGACCAGUGUCAGGAGAUGGAUCCAUCUGCUGAUACGAAGUGGCUCAAACUGACCAAUCACGGUGAAUGGGCAACACAUACGGUGAACCUGAAAUCUGGCUCCAACAUCCUGUACUGGAGGACACAUGGGGUCCUGAUGGGGUCCAAAGUGGUGAAGCCUGUUUUCCUGAAAAAUAUUCAAAUAGAGGGAGUUGCCUAUACAUCAGAGUGUUUCCCAUGUAAACCAGGGACAUUCAGUCGAGCCCCGGGCUCCUCCACGUGUGAACCGUGUCCUCGGGACACCUACUCUGGCCACGGCGACAGCUCCUGCACCCCCUGCAACACCACCACUCAGUACGCAGCUGAGGGAUCAGCUGUGUGUAAGGACAGACCUCCAUGUUCCAGGAAGGACUAUUUCCAGAUCCACACAGCUUGUGACCAUGAAGGCAAGACGCAGGUCAUAUACAAGUGGAUUGAGCCUAAGAUCUGCCUAGAGGGUGUGACUGGUGCUGAGACGUUGCCUCCAGGUGGAGAACGAGAGCCGUGCCCCCCCUGUAACCCCGGUUUCUAUAACAAUGACACUGCCACCUGCUCCCCCUGCCCGCCUGGGACCUAUUCUGAUGGGAAGAAAUUGUGUAAGCAGUGUCCAGCAGGCACUGAGCCCACCUUGGGUUAUGAGUAUAAAUGGUGGAAUAUUCUUCCUGCAAACAUGAAGACCUCCUGUUUCAAUGUGGGAAACUCCAAAUGUGACAGUAUGAAUGGUUGGGAGGUGGCAGGAAAUUACAUCCAGAGUGGAGCAGGAAGCUCGGAUAAUGAUUACCUCAUCCUCAACAUCCAUGUCCCUGGCUUUAAGCUCCCUACAUCAGUGUCAAGCCAUUCAGGGGCAGAAUUUGGACGCAUCACAUUUGAAUUUGAAACUCUGUGCACAGCUGACUGUGAGCUCUACUUCAUGAUGGAUGUAAACAGGAAGAGCACCACUGUGGUGGAGUCAUGGGAGAGAACCCAAACAAGACAGACCUACACACAUGUCCUGACAACGAAUGCCUCGGUUUCCUACACAUGGGCUUUCCAGAGGACUAACCAACCUUCCGAUUUACGUCGAUAUGUCAAUGAUGUGGCACGAAUCUACUCCAUCUCGGUGAGUAACGCUCUGGAUGGAGUAUCCUCUGGGUGUCGUGCCUGUGCUCUUAGCACCCAACCCUCCAGUUCUAUGUGUGUGCCUUGCCCACCUGGACAUUACAUAGACUCGCACACCAGCCAGUGCACAGAGUGUCCACUUAACACACACCUCGUCUCCCAUGCCGCACCAGGCCCUGAUGCCUGCAAACCCUGUGGACCAGCCAGCAGGAGUGACAAGGAUCACAGUUUAUGUUACAGCGAUUGUCACUUCACCCACACAGAGGGCAAUGUCACUCUGACUUUUGACUUCAGCCUACUUGGCUCUAUAGGAUCACUGAUGAAUGGACCAAGCUUUACCUCUAAAGGAACUAAGUACUUCCACCAUUUUAAUAUAAGCCUGUGUGGAAGACAGGUUCAUUUGGCAGUAUGCACAGAUAAUGUGACAGACCUAUCCGUCACCGACUCCCAGAGAGAGAAGGGUGAAGGAACCAAUGCCGUCAAAGCCUUCAUCUGUCAAUCAACAUUAAUCCCAGCUAGUGGACGAGGCUUCCACACAGCACUAUCCUCGCAGUCUAUUAACCUGGCUGAUAUGUUCAUUGGAGCAACAGUAGAGAAUACACUUGAUGGAAUAAGGGCAAGACCAGAGCUAUACCCACAGACCACCAAGAAAGUCCCUGAUGUCAAGUUCUAUUACAGGUCCUUGGAAGAGACCUCAUCCUGCGAGUUAGGUCGGAGUGCAGUAGUGACACUUCGCUGUAACCCAGAAAAGACCACUAAAGGCGAGAUCUCAGUUCCCAGUCAGUGCCCUGCAGGAACAUGCGAUGGCUGCACCUUUCAUUUCUUAUGGGAGAGCUCAGGGGCUUGUCCCACAUGCACCGAAAGAGACUACCAUCAGAUAGAAGGAGCAUGCAAGGGAGGACACCAGGACCUACUGUAUGUGUGGAAUGAACCACAGCUGUGCAUGGGAGGUGUAACCUUGCCUGAAAAGAAAACAUUGCCAUGUGAGGGUAUGGAGUUCUGGGUACGGCUCGGUGCAGGCCUGGGAGCCUUCACUGCAGUGCUUCUCAUCUCCCUCACCUGCUACUUCUGGAAGAAGAACAAAAGGUUGGAGUAUAAGUACUCCCGGUUGGUGAUGUCUGCCAAUAAGGAGUGCGAGAUGCCAGGAGCUGAUAGCUGUGCUGUGAUGGAGGGAGAGAAUGAGGGAGACAUGGAGGAUGAAGUUGUGUACACAAAGCCUUCUCUGCUUGGCAAACUCAAAGCCAUAGCAUCCAAGGGAAAUGGAGAAAUAUAUGAAAAUGUGCAGCUAAACUCAUCCCAUUCCAAAGCAUUGGUGUGGAGCUAGAGGGGUGGUAAAGUGAGUGGGAGUGAGGGGUGAGACUAGACCUUCGAGACUUUCUACUGAUCAGUCCCUUUAACCAACCACCCCCUUUAUGAGCUUUGGUACCUGGAAUACGAACUGUGUGUACAUAAACACAUAUACACACGUCAUGCACCUCAAGCCAGGUCCAGAGAAGUCUCAAAAACACGGUGGCCUUAAAGCUUGGUACGACAGAGCCAUCCCAAUCGAAGCAUAGUACUGUGAAGCAGGUGUAUACGAGAGACACUUCCUGGUGAUAUUCCCGAUUCAGAGUGAUGUCAGAAAGGCUGUAGAAGACCUCAGGGUAAGUGAGGACCUAUUUGAGAUGUUCUGUUAGUUUUUAUUUAUUUUUGGCUGUCUAAUUUCUUCAGGCAGCCAUGAUGUGUUUUGCCAUUAGUAUCACCAGGGUUGAUGUGUGUUUAUCUUGCACAGACAUUUACACUGGUAUAUUCUGGCCAUAUAAAGCCUCUAUCUUUUUUGUUUGUUCUUUUGCUUUGUUGAAGACAUUGUAGUGGGAAUUGUUCUGCUGAUCACUUGAAAAUGAAGAUGUCAUAUCAUACGGAUGAGGUUGUGGUGUUGAUUGUCAUUGUAUGUCCAAUAA